CUGUGAACGGCUGAGAGGAUUACAUGUGUUUUCCAACUGAUGCGGAGCAAAGUUAAAACACGCGUGAGAUAUCUCCUGCAGAAUAUCGCCUUUUCUCCUUUUUUUCUUGUUCUCUGAGAAAACUUCUACAUUUGAUUGACUGGGACUGCAGGCGCCACAUGCCUGUGGCUCCAUCGCUCGACAAGUUCCUAUCGUGAUCAGAUUAAAUGUUUCCUUCCCUGGCCGGUGCUCCCUAUUUUGCAACCCACAUGAGUAAUGUUUGUAGUUUCCUAACACACGGUUCAAUUUCGAAGAAUUCCCAGUCAAGUUUCUAGUUUCAGCGUGCAGUUCGUCAUGAUGAGUCGGAUUUUCUGGGAUACAAUAUUUCUGAUAAGUGGGUCCCUCUUCACAUUUGGAGCAGGGCAGGGAAAUUCAAUUAUUGAUACCAGCACUCCCAUCGAUACAAACUCCACCAGCGCUCCCAAUGCCACCACAGCCACCUCUGCUGCAACCACCAGCACCAGCAGCACUGCAACCACAACAACCUCUACUAACAUCCCUCCAGUUAAGAAGUUUGUGGCAGCAGCUGUGCGAUCUCAUUUUGACGAUUGUCCAGACUCCCACAGUCAUUUUUGCUUCCAUGGCACCUGUCGCUUCCUGAUAUUGGAGGAGACGCCUGCAUGUGUGUGCCAUCCAGGCUUUGUUGGGAUGAGGUGUGAGCAUGCAGACCUGCUCGCAGUCGUAGCCACUAAUCACAGACAGCAGACCGUCGCUACGAUGCUGGUGCUCUGUGUGAUUGGCUGCGUUCUGAUCAUGCUGUUCUGCACACUUUUGCAUUGCUGGUGGAGGCGGGACUGCCACAGACGGAGCAACGUGCUUCACUAUGCCUCAGAGAAGUCUGGCAGCGUGCUGACGCGGGGAGCGUCCUGCUGUGACUUUGAAAGUGUGGUUUGAGAGGAGAUCUGACUGGAACAUGAGUCAUGUUUGCAUCACAAGCUGCUCGUAUUCCUCGUCUGUCCAGCCCUCCUCAAGCCCUUCAGGAUUUCACUCAAAACGGUUUUCGGAUAUCUGGACAAAGUCGACCUGGCCAAAGGCAAAGCAGCAUUGUCACCCUUGGCCUUCUUGAUACAGGAAUUUAAAUGUCCCACAACAUUUUUUUUCCUCUGCCUGGGAUUUGGAGCUACAGAAACUCGGGAGCACUGUUUUCUUCGCUGUUCAGUUCAGUGAAAAUAUACGCAGAAUGGCUGUCAAUGCAAACUGUUUGGAGCUCUGAGGAUGAAGGCAAACUGCUGCCAACUCCUGUACACACAGGGCUCAGUGUGUCGUGUUUAUGACCGGCUCAGAGGACACCAGAGAUGAAGAUCUACAAGGACAGUAAACAUCCUGAGCAGAUGUUGAAUAGGAAAGAGCUGUAACUUAUUUUGGGUUUGCGGGACAAUCAUGUUUCAUCUACUCAAGUCAGAGGAUCCCAAUUCCUAUUUUUGUCUUUUAAAUGUCUUGCACAGAACUGUACAAGCACUGAAGAGCUUUUAAACAAGUUAUGGUGGGGGAAAACCGAUACUGGAAAAGGAGUUUUAGUGUCUGUUUUUAAGCGAGGAACUCACUUCACCUGACAAAAUGGGGAAUUGUUAAUGGAACUGACUUCUAAUGGAUUACGAACCAUUGAUACGCUUGAACUUUAACAUUAAUAUUUAUGAUGACGAUGAUGAUGACUCCAGUAUUGCUACUGAAGCUAAUAUACUGGUCAGUUUUGUUAUUUUUGAUUCCUGAACUGUACUUGAACAUAUUCUGCAUCAGAGGUUUGCGGUUUGCAAUCGAUAGACAUCUUGGCUGACAAGAGAACAACAACAAUCCAUCUAUUUUUAUGACCAGUUUUUGUAAUACUGCACUUUUCCUGCAGGACAACAUAGUCAGCUGUUUAACCUUCACUUGAAAAGCGUCCACAUAUGAGCGAUGCCAAAUACACUGAAUUAUAACAGAACCUGAAUGAACACUGAGGGGAAGACACAGGGUUUUUAUCACAAGUAGCACACAUCCACCUUUGCAUGCAUCUACUUAAAUCACGGUGUAUUUUUAACACGGUAUUUGAAUUUUUACACCAAAACAUUUGGCACAAAAACAGCUUUUAUGUAAAGAGUUAAAGCAUUGCCUCUGACUUUUUUUUUUUUUUAAUUUAACACUUUUUAAGACUGAAAAGCCUCUGAAUGACAGUUUAAAGCAAAGUCUUAAAGUUUUUAGAUUAUAUUUGAGAAAAAACAGUGAAGGAAUACGAAAAAAUAAUUACAAACUGACUUAGACAGAGAAUGUGUAUGUGUGUGUAUGUGUAUGUGUGUGCUUUAACAAUAUACGAGUGUGGAAGAAAUGUAAUGAAAUUACGCAAACAAUGUUCAGGAUCUGGUAACCUCUACUAUGUGAUGAAUGUGAUGUUAUUUACAUGCCAAAAGACGGGAUCCUAAGGGGAUGUUACACUUAAAGAAUCGUUUUGUUUACAGUAUCUGAAGAUAUUGGCACGGCAGAUCAUGCUGUAAUGUGUUUGAUAAUCCAGUAUCAUUGUGUAAAUAUCAGAAACACACUGAAACAUUCUGUAUAUACAGUGUAAUCUGGAAAAGGAUGCGAGUAGCAGUGAGUUUGUGUCUCUGAUCUCACUGUGGCGCUUCUCAUGGAUUAACCCUUUAGUUUGCCACAUUCAUGUGUCAGAUUUGACUGAAAGGCCUCUAAUCUUUGUAUUUGUUUGCUUUUUUUUUUUUUUUGCUUUUCACAGAAGAA
Myripristis murdjan (pinecone soldierfish) is the source of this 2745-nucleotide messenger RNA. It is a transcript of the gene tgfa, whose product is annotated as transforming growth factor, alpha. Bases 334 to 933 code for a protein of 199 amino acids. Gene Ontology annotation, molecular function: growth factor activity; epidermal growth factor receptor binding. Gene Ontology annotation, biological process: positive regulation of mitotic nuclear division; positive regulation of cell population proliferation; epidermal growth factor receptor signaling pathway. The transcript has 6 exons. The record is from RefSeq and is a predicted model, not a curated record. NCBI's taxonomy places the organism in Eukaryota, Metazoa, Chordata, Actinopteri, Holocentriformes, Holocentridae.